UAUACGAAAUAUACAUGCGAACGUAAUCAGUGUUUUGGUCAUGAGGUUGUAGCAGUAGUUUUAUGACACGGUGGCAAUUAAAGUUGGUGUGAAAAUUUGUUAAUUAUGUUACAGGUAAUGGUGAGAAGUUAUCUGACAUUGGUUUCGGUACUAGUGUGCUGUCAUGUUGGAGAAGCAUUUUACAUACCAGGUGUUGCACCUGUGGAAUUCAAGAAGGGGUCUCGGAUAGAUGUUAAGGCAGUGAAAAUGACCAGUACUCACACACAGUUACCAUAUGAAUACUAUUCUUUGGAUUUUUGUCGCCCAAAGAAUGGGACCAUUGUAUACAAAUCAGAAAAUUUAGGUGAAGUGUUAAGAGGCGAUCGCAUAGUCAACACGCCAUAUGAAGUUCGGAUGGCUGAAAACAUUAAAUGUCGAUUGCUGUGUCAUCCUUCUCAUGGACCAAUGAACUGGGAUGCUGAAGCUUCACAAAAGGCUAUCAACCGAAUACAGCAUGAAUAUUUUGUCCACCUGCUGGUAGAUAAUCUCCCAUGUGCCACAAGGAAAAGAAAUCCUGAGACUGGAGAAGUGCAGUGCGAGCAUGGCUACCGGCUUGGUGGUAGCACACGUGAGGGAGUUUAUAUUAAUAAUCAUCUGAAGCUGAUCCUGCUGUACCACACAGAGAAUAAGGAUGUUUAUCGUGUCGUUGGGUUUGAAGUAGAAGCUCAAAGUGUUGAUCAGUCAGAUUUAACAGUUACUGGUGACACAUGUAUAAUUCGUGAGAAUCCAAGGCCCCAAUUUGUUAAUAAACGUGGUGGAACAAAGCUUUUCUUCACAUAUUCAGUUGAAUGGAAAGCAUCAGAAAUCAGUUGGGCAUCCAGAUAGGAUAUAUAUUUAGGAAUGAAUGAUGUUCAGAUCCACUGGUUUUCCAUUGUGAAUUCUCUGGUUGUCGUCCUGUUUCUGUCUGGCAUAUUAACAAUGAUUAUGGUACGGACAUUACGGCGAGACAUUGCUAGAUAUAAUGCUGAUGAGGGACCCGAUGAAACUAUUGAAGAGACUGGAUGGAAACUAGUUCAUGAUGAUGUGUUUAGACCACCGCGUUACUCAAGAUUGUUUGCAGCAGUCAUUGGAAGUGGGAUCCAGAUAUUUUUCAUGGCACUGAUAACAAUAUUCUUUGCAAUGCUGGGCAUGCUUUCACCGGCAUCUCGGGGAGCCCUCAUGACUGCAGCAAUUUUUCUCUACGUCUUUAUGGGUCUGAUUGCUGGUUAUUUUUCUGCAAGGUUAUAUAAGACAAUGAAAGGAAGAGAAUGGAAGAGGGCAGCUUUUCUGACUGCCACUUUUUAUCCAGCAAUUGUUUUUGGAGUUUGUUUCUUCUUAAACUUUUUUAUCUGGGGGAAACAUUCCAGUGGUGCAGUACCAUUCUCCACAAUGGUGUCACUGUUAUGUAUGUGGUUUGGCAUUUCCUUACCACUUGUAUACUUGGGUUAUUACUUUGGGUUUCGCAAACAGCCUUUCCAGCAUCCAGUACGGACAAAUCAGAUUCCACGUCAAGUCCCAGAUCAACUUUGGUACAUGAAUCCUUUCCUAUGCACAUUAAUGGCAGGUGUACUGCCAUUUGGAGCUGUAUUUAUUGAGCUGUUUUUCAUAUUUUCUGCAAUUUGGGACAAUCAAUUCUAUUAUCUGUUUGGUUUCCUGUUCCUUGUGUUCAUUAUCUUGGUGAUAUCAUGCUCCCAGAUAUCAAUUGUAAUGGUGUACUUCCAGCUGUGUGGUGAGGAUUACCAUUGGUGGUGGAGAAGUUUUAUAGUUUCAGGAGGGUCAGCAAUAUAUGUCUUUGCAUAUUCAGUAUUUUAUUUU
Molecule: messenger RNA, 1833 nt
Organism: Schistocerca gregaria
Lineage: Eukaryota; Metazoa; Arthropoda; Insecta; Orthoptera; Acrididae
Product: transmembrane 9 superfamily member 4-like
Exons: 1
Coding region: 106-864 (252 amino acids)
Biological process (GO): protein localization to membrane
Cellular component (GO): membrane
Source: RefSeq, a predicted model, not a curated record